Hydra vulgaris (swiftwater hydra) is the source of this 3257-nucleotide messenger RNA. Lineage: Eukaryota; Metazoa; Cnidaria; Hydrozoa; Anthoathecata; Hydridae. The record is from RefSeq and is a predicted model, not a curated record.
AUGAUUGUGUUUAUAUUGAUGAUGCAAAACUCAAGCAUAUCAUCAACUGUCAAUAUUUGGUUUUCCAAUGGUUUUUGUAAACUUGCUCUUGCUGUUCUUCAUAUAAUGGUACCACCUAUGCAAUCACAAAUGAUUACAGAAGUUGUUAUUGUGCUUUUCUACUGUAUAUUUUCUUGCGACUCAAAGAAGACUACAAUAGUGAAAAGAGAAGAAUUCCUUCAAUAUGAUGCACCAAACUUUGGUAAUAACAUGGAAUUCCCAAAUCAAAUCGAAGGUGUACAUGCAAGAACACAUUUUGAAGCAAAAACAAAUAUUCCUAUGGAACCAAGUCAAGAAUUAAUAAACGAGGAUGAUCAAAGCAAUGAAAUUCCGAUUGGUCCAUUAGAAUCUCUUGAAGGGCCUAAAGUAGAAGGAAAUGUCAGAUUGAAAGAUUUAUUAACAUUUAUACGAAAAACCAACAUACCAGAAAAUCCUUAUGAAACUCUUCCACAGCAAAUACAAGAUCAAAACAAGUAUAAUACAGAUUUAGACAACAGCCAACCACAGAAUUUACUUGAAAUGCUUGCAAAAAAAAACUUUAUUACUCAAGAAAAACAAUGGCCUGCUAGUGGAAGAUUUCAGAAUAUCCCAACAUAUUUUCAAAACGGCAUCGCACCUGUUAAAAAAGAAGAAAUACCCCACACAAAAGAAAUGAAAGAAUCACUUAAAGAAGUUAUUGUGAACAAAAAAGAUGCCAUGGAAGAAUCAGAAGAUUCAGAAAUGAAAGAUAGUUAUGAAGCUAUUUAUGGACGAUCAAAAAAUGCACCAUACUAUGGAGCUCAGAUGGUAAAGAAAUCUGCUGUUCCAAAAUUAAGGAAUGAAGAGGAAUUUAGACCAUUCAGAAAAGAUAAGUCAAAUGAAGAAUCAGAUAGCAUAAACUUAGUAACAAGAGAAACAAAAUCGACAGAUAUUCUACAAAACAGUUCAUUGUCAAACUAUGGUCAACUUGUAAUUUCUGAAAUUAUGGCACCACUAAAUCUAUCAGGAACUGCAAAUACUACAGCUCAAAUAAUAAAUAGCACACUUAAAAAUAUUCCUGAGGUAUCAACAGAAAAUGUAUUUCUACUAAAUAAUACAAAUGUGUUAAGUAACACAAGUACCAAUGCAACUUUAAAUAAUAUAACUCCAUUAAACAUUGGAAAUUUAAAUGUAAUACCUCCACUAAACAAUGCUUUAUAUAAUACAACAAUCAAAGAACAAACCGGUUUAACAUCACAUAUACAAGAAUUGAAAAAACCUUUAACAUCUACAUAUGUAACUGAAAACACGGCAAUAACCACAAACAUUGCAAAUGCAGGCUAUACAAAUAUUUUGCAAUAUGAAACAAACAAAAUACCUUUCCAAUACAAUAAUAAAAAAAUAACAAGCGAUAAUCAAAUAAAUAAAAUUUCAAAAAUUGAAACUAUAUCAGAUCCGUAUGAAAACUUCAGAAGAACUGUGAUUAAACCAAGUAACCAAAUUACUGCCUUAAACAAUCAAGCAACAACUGCAAUAAGCCAAAUAGCCACCACAAGUAAUCAAGAAUCUACUCCAACAUACCAAGAUGGACACAAUAUUCAGAAUGGCCAAUAUCAAAUUUUAGGUAACCGUGGUUUUGUAAUGAAAUACGAAGAAAGACCCAUUGAAAAAAAUCAAGAAAUAUAUGCAAACUAUUUAACUCAUCAAACAUUCAACCCGCAAUAUAAAAAGACUGAUAUAACUGAUUUAACAGUUCAACAUCAACAAGAAAAAGCGAGAAAAGUCAACAUCCCAAAUGAAAAUCAAAAAAUGGGUUCAUAUGUCAGUAAUGAAAAAAAAUUCAGCGUUAACAACUACAAAGAUUACAACUGGGAAAGAAUAAAAAAGACAAUAAUAAAGAAUACUGAUCCAAAUGAACAUUUACGAGAUAUCAGUGCAUGGAAACUGAUAGAAGAACUAAAUAAAAUGAAAAAAUCAACAAUACCACAAAUGCUUAACGUUAAUCGCGCUGCAAGCCAACAAUCUAAGAAGACAGAUAUUAAAAGAGCUCCGUAUUCAGAUUCAUAUCCUUUGGUGUUAAACAAGUAUCCAUUAGAAGGACAUGUUUACAAAAAAGUAUCAAAUGAUGUUUUCAAGAAAUCUGGAAUACCAUUACCUGUUGCUCACGUUGAUUCCUUCCCGUUAGUUUUAAGAAUGAGACCAGCAGAAGGAAGUUUGACAAGAGAGCAUAUUACAGCUAAACAAAAUACGUUAAAUCGCAAACAGCUUAUUGGGAAAAAUCAAAAUGCACCAGUAACAAAUACCUUUUUUGCACAAAAAUGGAAUAAUAAUCGUGGUGGAAAUAAUUUUAUCCCAAUUUAUUCGAGUUUUAAAAAAAACCAAAAUGGAAUGAUGCAAGAUCCAAGAUAUGGGGUAAACUUUUACUAUAAGCAAAAAAAGUCCGAAAUUUUAAAUAAAGAAGACAAGGAAAAAAAUAACCUGAAAAACUAUAACUUAAAACGAUCAAGAAUACAAUACCCAGAACAAUUAGAAUUAAACAGUCCGACUCAAAACUUAUAUCAAACAAAGAAUGAAGGUUCAACUGGACAAAUGUUUACACAAUCAAAUGAAGUUUAUCAACCUGAUGACAACAAUAAAUUUCAAACAAGUGAUCAAGAAAGGAACACCCAAACAAACAAUGACCAGGAAUAUAAUCUAAUUAAGACACAAAUAAUGAACAACGAUAUAGAUCAUCUUACAAGUACGCCAAUCGGUGAUGACGGAUUUCAAACCCAAUUUCAACAAUUUAGUCGAAAUUCCGAUGAAGCUCCAAAAAAUCUUGAAAAUUAUAUGGCACCUAACAAUCCACAAAGCGAAAACUAUCAAAACGCCCAAGAUGAAAAUUCUAUAUCAGAAAACCAGAAAGAAGCUGCCAGAGAAAUGCUACAAAAGAGAGGACAAAUUCCAAGGCCGCCGUCAUACUUUCACCCUCAGAGCGGUAAAAUUGAAUCUUACCCUUUGCUUUUAAGAAGAUAUCCUGCUGAAGGUAGCUUAAAUUUGCGUGGACGCAGUAUUAUAACGACUUUUAACAAUACCGAAGAAAAUCCAAUAUACAACAACAAUUAUCGCGACUAAACACGACUAGAGGCUAUUUUAAUACAAAGAAGUGUACAUAUAAGUACUGUAUAUAUUGCUCUCGUAAAACUUGUACAAAUUAUUUUUUAAAGAAAUUGCUCAAAUUUAUUCUGGUAAUUUUUCUCUUUGAAUUUUUUAUUCUAAUU